Conger conger (European conger) is the source of this 913-nucleotide messenger RNA. RefSeq names its product GTP binding protein overexpressed in skeletal muscle (gene gem). The transcript is spliced from 4 exons. Gene Ontology annotation, cellular component: plasma membrane. NCBI's taxonomy places the organism in Eukaryota, Metazoa, Chordata, Actinopteri, Anguilliformes, Congridae. Gene Ontology annotation, molecular function: calcium channel regulator activity; GTP binding; GTPase activity. Gene Ontology annotation, biological process: negative regulation of high voltage-gated calcium channel activity. The coding region runs from base 1 to 888 and encodes 295 amino acids. The record is from RefSeq and is a predicted model, not a curated record.
AUGUCCCUUCUUCUCAGCAUGCGGCGGCACAGUUUGCGUCUGCAGCACCAGCUGCAUCGCUGGAGCAUUUCCGCGGAUGCGAGCCACCUUACAAACAGCGAGCUUGCAUCUGGCAUCGCGCGCUCCAAGUCAUACAAUAACUCCGCUGGCAACUCGUGCAGAGGGAGCUGGUCCUCGGAUUCAGAGGACUCUGUCAUUUCCAUGGACUCUAGCAACAACCUUUACAAUGUGGUACUGAUCGGAGAAAACGGUGUCGGAAAGUCGGCGCUAGCAAGCAUUUUCGCGGGUGCGGCAGACAGCAUGGUCAGCGACUGCGACCUGUAUGGAGGAGAAGUGUGUGAGCAAACGAUGACAGUUGACGGUGAAACUGCUACCCUCACUUUACUGGACACUUGGGACCCUCAGGAUGAAAGUAAAUGGAGCCAGGACCAGUGCAUGCACGCGGGCGACGCCUACCUAAUCGUGUAUUCGAUAACGGACAGAGCCAGCUUCGAAAAGGCGUCCGAGCUGCGCAUUCAGUUGCGCAGGGUCAGGCAGUCAGAGGAUGUCCCGAUUAUUUUAGUGGGAAACAAGUGUGAUCUUGUGCGGUGCAGAGAAGUGUCUAUCAAUGAGGGAAGAGCAUGUGCAGUGGUGUUCGACUGCAAGUUCAUAGAGACGUCGGCAGCAAUGCAGCAUAAUGUGUGGAACAUGUUUAAUGGCACUGUCCGGCAGCUGCGUCUCAGGCACGAUAGCAAGGAGGCGAAUGCCCGACGUGAGGGGCUGAACAAGAGGAGGGAGAGCCUGCCCAAGAAAGCCAAGCGCUUUCUGGACAAAAUAGUGGCCAAGAAUAACAAGCAGGUGGCAUUCCGACUCAGGUCCAAGUCCUGCCAUGACCUGUUCGUCCUGUAAACAAGCCCUGUUCUGUUCAGUCACA